UGAUUUUACUUCGCUUUUUUUUUUGUCGCGAGUGCAAUGGUGAACUGUGACGUGUAAAUUGUUUGUUGGAUUAACACUUGAGAUUUAUUUGGCCCGAGAUCAUAAAAAAGAGAAAAAAAAAGGAAAAAAAGGUAGAUUGAGACGAGAUCCAGCUGUUGUGCGGUUCCAAUGAGGUUCUCACAAGGACGUAUUUACGCACUCAGAAAGUCGUUCGUGUACCGGUGGGAAAGAUUGAAAUUUUAACGAACCACAUAGGAAGUGCAACGAGAAACUGACAGAGAGAAGAGAUUGAGAAUUUAUAUAUAUAAAACGAGAGGCUGACCGGUGGCUGGUCAAACGCAUCUUGUGGUUUUGCGUUUUAACGGUAUUGAGAGUUAAAAUACUCAUUCGUUUUGUAUGAGGCUGAGGCCUAAUCGAAUUCCAGAGAUGAUACGAGUUGGUGUGUGGAUGUGGGUAAUCGUUGGGGCGUAUCUCCUGCACUACGCCUACGGUCAUGUUGCCCUCAAGUUCCCACGUGCAAGAAAGUAUGAUCUUGAUUUUUUGGACAGCGCUAGAACACCAGGACCUUGUGGAAUGCCUAGAGGAGAAAUAAAAACGAGUUUUCUUGCCGGAAGUAAGUUUAACGUAACCUGGCAUCUGGCGUAUCCUCACAGGGGUGGAUUCAGACUGCAAAUUCUUGAUGCCCUCGAUAGGCCACUCAUCGACCUCACACCUGUUACGAAGCAGAGCGAAUUCGUCGAGGAUGAUGCAACGGCACAGAGUUAUCCCGUUGAAUUACCACAGAAUUUCACCUGUACAGAUUGUACAGUGAGAUUGCUGCGUGAGGCUGAGGAGUGGGGAUCAAAUUACAGGUUCUGGUCCUGUGCGGAUAUUGACAUAAUCGAGAAGAAGACGUACAGAGAAGAUUGCAGCGGUCAUGGAAGAUAUCUAUUGGGUAGAUGCAGGUGUGAUCGGUUUUAUCACGGCUCUAGGUGUGAAUUCAGAGAGGAUUGCCUGGACGACUCAGACUGCGGUAAUCAGGGAACAUGUGUCGACAAUGGUGGAACAACAGCCCCCACCAAACAUUGUUAUUGCAAUGUCGGAUGGUUUGGUCCUGGAUGUAGCAAACGAUCACCGGUGAAGACAACGGAAAUUGAUCUCGACGGUUACACGAUGAAACGUUUUUCCGAUGACUUUGCAUUUUACUGGAGAAUCCUCAAGGACACGAGUGAAUUAGAAGGUGUAAUAGUGGUGAAUGGUACAUCGUGGGUUGGCGUUGGUUGGAGACCAAGUAGUUUGACCCCAGAAUGCCGCGCCUUCCCCGAGAUUCAUGGUAAGAGCGAAGAGGCUGAGCCACUGCCACGUCCCGAGCCAAAAUCCGAGCCUACGGCUAGAUUUAAUGCUGCCAAGGCCAACCAGCCAUCAGUAGAUCCUGAGCCUGAGGCAACGGCCCCCAAGAAUGGACGCAAACAUCCACCAAAACUUGGAAAUCCAUCUGGUGAAGCCGAUAGCGAGCCUGAACCGAGUGCUGAGCCAUCAAGAUCAGGGGCUAAACGACGAUCGGCAAAACCCCAUGAUCUCGGUGUUACACCAAGAAUUGAUACUGACGUGACAGUUCAAACGAGCGUUACUUAUCGCGUCAGCACUAAACAAGGUCGUAAGAAGAGAUCCCCAGAGUCACUAAGUGCUGAGCCAACUGGAGAGCCUGCGAGUGAACCGGAGCCUGAUAAAUUACAUCCUGAGCCCACAUCCGAACCCGUAUCUGAACCUAGUAGUGAGCCUACCUCUGAACCUAAAUCUGAACCUAUUAGUGAACCUUCCUCCGAGCCAAAAUCCGAGCCAAAAUCCGAGCCAAAAUCCGAGCCAAAAUCCGAGCCAAAAUCCGAGCCAACUAGUGAGCCAACUAGUGAGCCCACCUCUGAACCAAAGUCUGAACCAAGUAGUGAACCCGUCUCCGAACCAAAAUCUGAACCCAUUAGCGAGCCUUCUGCUGAACCCAAAUCCGAACCUACUAGUGAGCCUUCCGCCGAACCAAAAUCUCAACCUACUAGUGAACCCAUUUCUGAACCAAAAUCUGAACCAAAAUCCGAGCCAACUAGUGAACCACCCUCAAAACCAAUAUCCGAACCAACAAGUGAACCCUCCUCUGAACCAAAAUCCGAGCCUGAACCCGAAUCUGAACCCGAACCAUCAUCUGAACCCGAACCCAAUGGAAAUUUAGACGUAAUAUCACAUCCCGAGCCCGCAGCUCCACUGGAUACCGAGCCUAGCACCAAAUUGGCAUCAACCAAAGCUCCUGAGAGACCGGAGAUGCACAAGUAUACUCCGAAGCACGAUUUCAAUCCGAUGGAUUGUACUGACAUGGUGAUUGGUAUGGCAAGAGGCAAUACCCAUAGGAUCGGUGACUAUUAUACCAGAGAUCGUUCCACUCCUCGACGUGACGAUUUUUGGGGUGGAAAGGAGAGUCUAACAGCUGCUAUGGGAUUUGAAAAGGAUGGAGUGACUACUAUCGUAUUCAGACGAAAGCUCGCUACCAAUGAGCCCACUGACCACGAGAUUGUCAAUGGAAGUAUGCAAGUAAUAUGGGCCAAGGGACAGGAGCCUGGUAAAUAUAUUCAUCAGCCGGCUAGUGGUAUUGAAAAGAGCAGAGUCAGCGUCAAAGACUUUUAUAAAGCUGAUGAACUCAAGUACCAUGGGCACAGGAGUCAGAGGGGCGUUGCUGCCUUCAAUUUUUUCGAGGAGAAGAACAAGGAGGAAUUUGGGGGGCAUAAUUCACUCCUUGAGAGCGGAAAAUGCGGAGGUGAAUGGAGACAUCCGAGGAACUGUGCGGUUGAAAAUGCCACCUGCGAUUAUUACAUUCGUUGGAUCUACAGGGCGAAGAAGGAUGAAAUGACUUUCACAAUUAUCACAAAGGAUACGGAUAAGUGGACGGGCGUUGGUUUCUCGGAGGACGAGAAAAUGAGUCAAACAGACGCUGUUUUGGGUUGGGUCGACAGGUCGAAUGGUCGUGCCUUUGUCAUGGACACAUGGGUAAGUGGCUAUAACAUGCCCCUUUUGGAUCAAUCGCAAGACAUCAUGAACUACAGCGGUAAACUCGAGAACGGCAUGACAACACUGACAUUCACCCGGAAGCGAUCAACCAAGGAUAGCAAUGACCUAUCAUUUACCGAUGAUCAUUGUCUCUACAUGAUGUUCCCUGUCAAGGGUGGUAUGUUCAAUGCAGUAAACAAAAAGCUGCGUAAACAUCUGAGUAUACCCAUUGUCUCAUCCGAGAGAAUAUGCAUCAAGUCUUGUGGCAUCGAAGAGGAAGACGAGGGUCCCUCUACACCAUCACCAUCGCGACUUUAUUAUGAUGUCGAGGUAAAACUUGUGAAUCUUGGUACUGGCUUCCAAGCACCACAGCCAGGUAGUGAAGAUUUUGAGGUAAUUUCAAACACAAUUUCCGACAAUUUCGGCCCCACUUUGACCAAAUUACCAGGGUAUUACGCAAUUAAACUCAACGAGCUGCAGAGGAAUGGUGAUGAUGGUGUUAUUGCCAAGAUGAAUCUGAUAUUGGACAAAAAUGAGGCAAAGGGAAGAGCCUUGAGGCCGAGUGACACUGUUGCAGUUGCUGAGGGAGCCCUCAAAGAGGCACUCUUGACUGGUAGAGUUGGUUCACUUACGGUUGACCCUCAGUACUUGUUUGUCAGAGCUCCACUAUCUAAUGACCUGGUCGAUGAGUUGGACGAUGGCAUCAGAUCAAACGACUUGUUAAUGGGUGCAACAAAGCUCUACGUUGUCAUUGGUUGUGUUGCUGCGCUGGUUGCUGUAGCACUCCUUCAGGCAACCUGCACUGUGUACAAAGCAACUAGGAAACGUACCACAAAGGAGCGUUUAAUAGCUCACAAUGCUUGGAGGGAUUACUCGACGGGUGCCAAUACAAAUUUUGCCUUCGAGGCAUUUGAAACGGAGGAGAAAGCUCCACCACCGCCAGUAUCGAGUCUUCCAAGGCACAGGGACGUCACGGAUGGUGUUAUACCAAGAUCAAGCAAUGGAAUGAGUACAAUGGAGAAUCACCACCGAUUGAGCAGUCAUCAGCAGCUUUCAGCACCAAGAGCAACGUACAGUCUACCACGUGCCCCUGGUCCACGUCAGCCACCUCCACCUCCUCAGCCAGGGUACUAUACCCAGGAUCGUCGAAAUCAUCGACCCAAGAGUCACCACGGUAAUGGUAUAUCAUCUCAGCAGACAUCUCAGCAGCCAGACUUUUAUUUCAUGCCAAGUCAGAGGAAAUACAGUGGUGAAGUGGUACGUGUCUACGUUGAUUAUGGUAAUCAAAAGCCCAAAUAGAAUUCUCUAAUGCAGAAGAACCUGUCAGACUCUAGGUGAAACGAUGCAGAGUAGUGCUUGUGUACAUAAUUGCGAGAUUUUUUUUAUCAUUGUUAUCUGAGUGACGUUUUCCAGUGGCAAAUCCUCCGGUAUUAACACAGAGAUAUCACGGUGAGAGCGAAAAUACACUGUUAGAAUAGAUAAAAUUUUACGAUUGUGACCCUUUUUUUUUCGAGUUAUAAAAUGCUUUUUUUUUUACUCCACAAAUUUCUAACGGCGUGUGAGUGGUGCUGAAAAUGCCUGGAGUGAAGUAGUCACUGGCGAAGUGUCUCAUUUUUGUUGUAUAUAAAAGAAAGAAAAUAGUGGGCGAGACCUCAUCAAAAAUCCCCGUCACGUGCCCCGAGUCUCGACGUAUUGGACUAGGACAAAAAAAUUCAUCUGUUUUCAUGUAGACGAGGGAUGAGUACUUGGAACAAUGAGAACAAAAAGAAUGUUAUCACUAAAAAAUAACCCUGCGCUCUCCACCAAAGAGACUUAUGUAUUAAUAUUUACAGAACGAUGAUAAGUGCAGGGUAGAGUAAAUCAUAUUUUUUUUCUCGUUAUGGAAUAAAAAACUUGGGCACGUGAUAUAAUGGUAAUGUUAUUGCUCCGACGUCCCAAACCAAGUACCUACGUUAUACUCUAAGAAACAAUUGCAAAGUGCUAUUUAUGUAAGUUACCCCUAACGUACUAUAAUACCUGUAGAUAAAGAGAGAAAAAAAAAUUGAAUGAAAUUUUUGUUCGCGAGAUGUGAAUUUCGAGUGUUAACUCGUAUUAUUUACCCCCCAAGUGCAAUAAAAACGUUUGUACAUUUUUUUUAACCCAAACUUUUUUUUUACAAUUUCAAUAACCUCUCAGCAUUAAAAAGACGACAGGAUUAGAUGAGUAUUUGAAGGUACGUGUCAAUAUCAUUUAUUUUAUUUUGCUCCUUUUUUUUUUAUUAUUUAAGUACUUAACUUAAAGGCAUAUGGGUUCCUCUGGACACAUCCUCUAUUCAUCAAUAAAUCGUUAACGUUAAAACACUCUCUUAACUCUAAUUUUAAUGCUGUAACAUGUUUGUUGUUUAAUUAUCUUAUUUAUAGAAGACUGAGUGUAGUAAAUUGCCAGUGUGCGCUAGCGUUCCCUUGCCUAUUCGUGCAGAGACCUUUUGCUAUUCGUGGCAGAAACUUGAUUUAUCUCUCACUCUGAUACUCACUCGUUUUUAUCGUGAUGUACAUUGCCUGAUCCUGUCAACUCUACAACUAUGUCCCUUGUUUACGUAUUCCUUUUGUUUUGUUUUUGAAGAAUUGUCACUGAAGUUUUAGAUCCACAACAAUAGUAUGCACGUGACACUCGAGGUUUUUUGUUUUUCUUUCUACAUUCCUCAGGAAUUGGGUCGGCCUAACGAGAUACUACAGGCAAGGCCAUUGUCGUGACCCUGUCCAAUUUUCAGUGUUUUUCAGUUUCGCAUAUGUCUCACACACACACUCUAUGAUUUAUCAGCGACACACAUUGGCUCAAUUAAAGUUACUUCAAUGCGAUUAAAUGGUACAUUAUAGUUCAUUUUUCAUUGUUUGUUCGGAGGCACAUUUUCAUCCCCGACCCAGAUGGCAACAAUAGAAGAGAAAAAGUAAAAGAGAGAAAAAAAAAA
Molecule: messenger RNA, 5956 nt
Organism: Fopius arisanus
Lineage: Eukaryota; Metazoa; Arthropoda; Insecta; Hymenoptera; Braconidae
Gene: nahoda
Exons: 17
Coding region: 397-4308 (1303 amino acids)
Source: RefSeq, a predicted model, not a curated record